Molecule: messenger RNA, 120 nt
Organism: Dibothriocephalus latus
Lineage: Eukaryota; Metazoa; Platyhelminthes; Cestoda; Diphyllobothriidea; Diphyllobothriidae
Source: the annotation of a GenBank genome assembly
CUUGAAGAGCGUCUGGCCAAAGCCUCGGUGAUUAAAGCACCCGAGAGGACGGAUAAAUCACCCAAACGGACGACAGUCCUUCGUGGACGUUCGUCCUCCUCGGACGAGGAUAGCGAUUAG